Molecule: messenger RNA, 1385 nt
Organism: Meloidogyne enterolobii
Lineage: Eukaryota; Metazoa; Nematoda; Chromadorea; Rhabditida; Meloidogynidae
Source: the annotation of a GenBank genome assembly
AAAUGACUCAAUUAGAAGAAAUCAACUUACAUUUUGCAAGCAAUCAUAUAAAGUUAAAAAUGGAAUGGCUCCGGGAAGUUGUUAAUUUUCUCUCAAACAUUAAGAUCAGUACAGACAAAUUAAUAGGUUUAGUUUAUCAACAAUGGAUUUACUCAAAUAUUCAACAAAGUACUGAACCUAUUAAAGAAUUUGAGAAUUCUAAUGAUAUUUUUGAUUUGCCACAACCCCUACUUUUACAGAUUGAAUCUGUUACCGAUAUAGGCACUUCUUUUCUUAAACAAUACCAAACACUUGUACAAAAAGACUACGAUGAAACCGCCGCUGAAAUAGGUGUUAUUGAAUCAGACGACUACAAAAUUGAUAAAAAGUUUAAAUGUUUUUCUCUUCAACUAACCGAUGGUGAAAGGAUUUUUAAGGCUUUUGAACAAAAACGUAUUCCAAACCUAUUGUUAUCUACACCUCCUGGAAGCAAGAUUUUACUUUUUCGUGGGACGCGGAUUAAUCAAAAUAUUAUAUUUCUCGAUCCAAAAAAAUGUCAGUUAUUGGGUGGUGCCGUCUAUGAUCUUAUAUUACAAAAUAAUUCUUUACAUUCUCUCUGUAGGCUUCUUAAUAGACAAAUAACUUCUGGACCGAGAUCAGCGCAAAUGACUCAAUUAGAAGAAAUCAACUUACAUUUUGCAAGCAAUCAUAUAAAGUUAAAAAUGGAAUGGCUCCGGGAAGUUGUUAAUUUUCUCUCAAACAUUAAGAGCAGUACAGACAAAUUAAUAGGUUUAGUUUAUCAACAAUGGAUUUACUCAAAUAUUCAACAAAGUACUGAACCUAUCAAAGAAUUUGAAAAUUCUAAUGAUAUUUUUGAUUUGCCACGACCCCUACUUUUACAGAUUGAAUCUGUUACCGAUAUAGGCACUUCUUUUCUUAAACAAUACCAAACACUUGUACAAAAAGACUACGAUGAAACCGCCGCUGAAAUAGGUGUUAUUGAAUCAGACGACUACAAAAUUGAUAAAAAGUUUAAAUGUUUUUCUCUUCAACUAACCGAUGGUGAAAGGAUUUUCAAGGCUUUUGAACAAAAACGUAUUCCAAACCUAUUGUUAUCUACACCUCCUGGAAGCAAGAUUUUACUUUUUCGUGGGACGCGGAUUAAUCAAAAUAUUAUAUUUCUCGAUCCAAAAAAAUGCCAGUUAUUGGGUGGUGCCGUCUAUGAUCUUAUAUUACAAAAUAAUUCUUUACAUUUUAUUUCUGGACAGAUAAAUGAACAAAUACACUCUCAACAAAAUGAAUUUGUGGAAUAUGAUUGGGCUUUUCCAUUUUAAUUCGGUGAAGAAGGAUUUUUUUGCAUAUUUUUAUUUAAAUUUAAUUUUAUUUAAAUGUGUAAAUAUACUUAU